CUUCCGCUUCCUGUCCGCGGCCAAGAUGGCGGCCGGCGCGCAGGGUCGGGGGUGAAGCUGCUUCCGCCGCGGCCUGUCCCGCAGUGAAGAUGGCGGGGUCGGUGCUGGAAGUCGUGGGGCGGCUGCAGGCGCGGCUGGCGGGCGGCGCGGAGCCCAAGAAGCUGCUGAAAAGUCUGAAGAGGCUGUCCGAGUUGCCCAUCACGGUUGACAUUCUUGUGGAGACGGGUGUUGGCAAGACUGUGAACAGUUUGCGGAAGCAUGAGCUCGUAGGAGACUUUGCGAAGAAUCUCGUAGCCAGGUGGAAGAAGCUCGUGCCGGUGUCCCAGGAGGCAGACAGAAAUAACCUAGAUUCCGAAGACCGUGACUAUGAGAGGAGCAGCUCAAGCAAAAGACGUCAAGAACCUGAGCAGGAGUAUUUAGAGCCCUUCCAGCCAUCUUGCAGCCAGUCAUAUAGCCCAGAUCAUAGGGAAAAGAAGUCCAAAAGGCAUCCUAGGCCAGAGAGGGCCCAUGAGACUUAUGGCUAUAGUAGCCACGAGGGGAAACGCUGGGGCAGAUCUUCCCCAGGGCUCUCUUCAGAUCAGGAGAACUCGGACUAUGGACAAGCUGUGUCACCUGAGCUGAGUGAGAGCCCUCAGGAUAUGUACACAGACCCGUAUGCCUCUGAGGAGCAGGAAGAGCUGACAGCGUUUCAUCAGAAAGCCAGUAAAGGCCACAGCUUUCAGGAAAAGCUGGUGGGAGGCCGGGAGAGGAACCCUGGUGAGUUGUACAACAAAGGGAACAUGAGUGGAAGCAAAGAGCACAAGUCUUCUCCCAAGAAGCGGCGACCUGAUGGCAGAGGGGAGGACAGGCCCACUGCAUGCAGCCCAGAAGGAUUGCACAAAGCCUCUUUCAAAGAGCAGGUCCGAGAAGCCCCUGUGGCUGGGGGCACAAAGGAGAAGCAGAGGAUGUCAGCUGGCACCAAGAAGGAGAAGAGACGAGAAAGCAGCACUGACAGAAAGGAGAAGUUGCACAGAUUGCCACACUUGGAAGAGUGCUUGGACAACCAUGUUAAGAAGGAAAAACAUCGGGACUCUGAAAAAAGCAAAUUGGAAAAGCCCAAGCUGAGCCUGGAGACCUCAAACACAGAGCAGGAGAAAGGGAAAGCUGAGGGUGACUCAUCAAAUAGGAUUAAAGAAAAGGGGAUUUCUGGGAGCUCAAAAUCUUCAGAGAGGAAGCGCAAAGUCUCUGAUGUGGACAAAAAAUCAACGGGCUUUUCCUCAAAUUCUGGGGAGGGAGAAGGGGAGGAUGAAUUUGAACAACCUACAAUGUCCUUCGAGUCGUACCUCAGCUACGACCAGCCCCAGAAAAAGAAGAAGAAAGCAGUCAAACCCUCUGUGGCACCUAUGGAGAAAGAACGAGGCCACAGCAAACAGAAUGGAUCCAAAGUCAGUACCAACAGCUCAAACUCAAGUCGGAAAAGCCCAAGCCACAAGCAAGCGAGUGAGAAAAAGGCAGAGAAGAAACUACCAGAGCCUCCUAAACCAAACAGGAUAAUUUUCGAUGUGGUACCAACAUUACCAGACAUCCCACUGCCACCGAUACAGGCCAAUUAUCGCCCUCUUCCUUCAAUUGAAUCCAUUACCUGCUCCCAAACAAAAAGGAAAGCAGUGUCUUCGCCAGUUGAAGAGAGUGAAGCAGGUUUUACAGGCCGACGGUUGAAUUCAAAGAUGCAAGUGUAUUCAGGCUCUAAAACUGCCUACCUCCCAAAGAUGAUGUCUUUGUAUCAGCAAUGCAUCAGAGUCCUCAGUAACAACAUUGACUCUAUCUAUGAAGUGGGUGGUGUCCCAUUCUCAGUGCUGGAGCCAGUGUUGGAGAAAUGCACCCCAGAGCAGCUGUAUCGCAUUGAGGAGUGUAAUCAUGUUCUAAUUGAGGAUACAGACCAACUGUGGCACAAUCACUGUCUCCGAGACUUCAAGAAUGAGAAGCCAGAAGAGUUUGAGUCCUGGCGGGAGAUGUAUCUUCGACUUCAUGACGCACGAGAGCAGCGUCUGCUCAUGUUAGCACGGAACAUCGGCUCAGCUCAUGCCAACAAACCCAAAGGUCGAGUGGCCAAAAUGGCCUUUGUGAAUUCUGCUGCAAAGCCCCCUCGGGACGUGCGACGGAGACAAGAGAAGUUUGGGACUGGAGGACCUCUUGUGCCAGAGAAGACCAAAAUAAAACCGGUCCUGUACACAUCUAGCAAAAGCCACACUCAUGUGAGUGAGGAGCAGUCCUAUGAUGGGCCCAGCACCAGCAGCGCCCAUUCUGUCCCGUCUUCAGGUAGCACCUUCUCCUCCUAUGACCCCAGGAAACCACCAGUGAAGAAAAUUGCACCCAUGAUGGCAAAGACUAUCAAAGCUUUCAAAAACAGGUUCUCUCGGAGAUAAGUUUGCAGCGCAGCUCUGAGAUUUUCCCUCUCAUUGGGGGCACCGAAGGGCGAGAAGGUACCCAAACAGCCCUUUCCUUUGAACUCUUUGGAGACUGCAGCUGCUGGGAGAAGCUUCGAUCUGUACAAGAUGACAGCGCAGUAUUUUAUCUUUUAUUCUGGUCCCUUUCUCAGUGUCAAGCCCCCACUAUUCUGCCCCUGCCCUUAACAUCCUAUUUCUGGCUUUGUCAUCCAUCAAAAGAAGGGUGUACAGAAUCUCCAGACACGAGAAAAUGUGAAGUCUUGGCACCUGCUGAGAGUGAAAGAUCCAGAGACUAUUUACUAUUUAACCUUUUAAUAAAUUAUAAAAUGGUUUUAAUUAAAUUUUACCCCCAUCCCACUGAUAUUUAUGUCGCUCCCAUUAGUCUCCGCCUUCCAGUCCCAGUACAAGGACAGCCUCUGUGACUUGAGCUGGCAGGAAUCCACUGGUUUGAGUGGACCCUGGGUGCCCAGGGAGUCUUUCCCUGUGAUCUGGUACCUGAUGGGCCUAAUGCCCCAGCUGGGCUCUCUGGGACAGCUUGGACUGGUGGCCCUUCUACUUUUCGAGCCUUUGGCAAACACAUCCAGUCCUGAAGCUUUGCUCUCAUUGUCUGUGUUAAUAAAGUCUUAGCCCUCAACCUGCUCUCUGCUGGUACUGUAGACCUUGCACAGCUGCUUACCUGUUGUGCAGGGAUGCCAAGAGCCAUUGGGGACUUUGUCUCUGCUGCUGUUGUCUUCUGCUGGCUACUGGGAAGAAAACUACGAGGGACUUGGAGUGAAAUUUUACUGUGCAUCAAGGCAGAUUUUAACCUUAUUUUUGGAAAGAUAGGGGACUUGACCUCUGAAGUUAAAAUCAGUUUUUAAAGAUCCAUGAAGGCAUCAGUUUGCCUCUUAGUGCAAAGAAGAAAUACUUUUUUCUCUUGUUUUCUGCGUGGAACUGGGAACGAUUUCUUUCUGGUUUGGAAGGCAGUGCUGGAAUCCUGCCUCUACCCUGGAUGCUUCCCUCUGCCACCUCUUUGGAAAAAGGCAAGGAUUUUAGUCUUUGAACUUGAAACCACUUGACUGGGGUUGGAGAGGAGUGAUGAACAGACUGUGUCUGUGUGUGGUGACAGGGGAAUCUUUGCUGUCUGCCCUGCAGGGCUCCAGGAAAAUCCCUCUGUGCUGCUGGUUUCUGUUGGUUUCUUUCCUGCUUUCUUUUUCUUCUUUUUUCUUUCUUCCUUUCUCUCUGUCUUUCAGCUGUUCUGAACACCUGCCUGUUGUUCAUUUGCACUGUUCUCUUCUUAUAUUGAAGGUCUUGGAAAAACAUUCUCGACCUCUACUGUGCUGUGGGUUUGUUGCAGCCCCAGACGCUUUAAUGUUACCAUGCAGCAUUGCCAUGUGUGUUGUACCGUAAAAACAACGGCUCAUCCUCUUGCCUUUUUGCUAUAUUUAAUUUGGCUGUCUUUUUAAUUGGAUUACAAUAGAUUUUCUUUUGCUGCCCCUUGUGCUACCCGCUCUCUCUCCUCUGUACUUGGGGCAGGGGCUGCGGGGAGGGAAGCAGAGGCUGGCGCUGAGCUCAGACUGGGCUGGAGCCUCGAGCGAGGGAUGGGUGUGAGGGCCAAGACCCAUCCUGGGCUCUGCUGCUUGGUUAGCGCUGCGUCUGGACGCGGGACUGGAUGCGGGGCCGGCGGCUCUGCCCGCUGUCCGAGUGCGGGGCGAGGGGGGCGCCUCGAAGUUGAUUUGCAGCCCCGAUCGUGUACAUAGGAUUUUCUAUGUUCCUUUUUGUGGUAACGGAGAUGAAUAUUUUAAUUAGAUAAGUUAUAUGAGCAGAGAAAACGAUGUCUCAAUAAAAGCCAAACAUUGGACCGCCUCCGCCUGCCCUGU
Cuculus canorus (common cuckoo) is the source of this 4285-nucleotide messenger RNA. It is a transcript of the gene ELOA, whose product is annotated as elongin A. Gene Ontology annotation, molecular function: protein binding. Bases 90 to 2405 code for a protein of 771 amino acids. The record is from RefSeq and is a predicted model, not a curated record. Gene Ontology annotation, biological process: transcription elongation by RNA polymerase II. Lineage: Eukaryota; Metazoa; Chordata; Aves; Cuculiformes; Cuculidae. The transcript is spliced from 11 exons. Gene Ontology annotation, cellular component: nucleus; elongin complex.